AUCUUAAAUUAUUGGUCACUAAACAAUUUUGUUUCUCUAUUUUUGUCCUUUGUGUAACUCUUUUCAUUUGGACAGAAAUUAUUUUAGUUCGGAAACUAGAAUACAUCGGAUUUUGACAACCGUUGGCGGGAUUUAAUUUCGUUAUUUGUCAGUCAAUACAGUGCAUGUUUAUUGUUAUUUUCAUUAAGUUUAUAAUAAUUAACUUGUUAAGUUUUUGGUCUUACAUACCAUGUCGUCUUUGCAACCUAUACACGCUUUAAGCUUGGAUUCUGUGCAGCAACAGGCAUUUGUCAAAUUAUUUCAGUCUCUACCAGAGAAACCCGCAACAACAGUGAGGAUUUUCGACCGCAAUGACUACUACAGCGUUCAUGGAUCUGACGCAACCACCGCUGCCAGAGAGGUGUUUUCCUCUGUCGCGAACAUUAAGAAGAUGGGCCUUGAGCCAAACCGCCUCGACUAUCUUGUACUUUCAAAAGGCAACUUUGAAAUUCUCUUGAAGAAACUUCUACUGGUGAGACGUUACAGAGUAGAGAUAUACGUGGCCGAUGGUUCAGUGAAGGGCAGCGAUUGGUCACUCAAGUACAAAGGCUCGCCCGGCUAUUUGUCGCAGCUAGAAGAGAUUCUUGGUGAAGGACUGGGAGCCUCCGACGAAACGACGCCAUGUCUCAUGGCUGUGAACAUUAAAACUGAUGCAGUUACUAAGGGUCGACUGCUCGGCGUUGCUUGUGUGACAGCCGGGGACUAUCAGAUGUCAGUCACAGAGUUCACUGAUGACGACUUGCUUACAGAACUAGAGACUAUUACAGUACAGAUGGCGCCCUCCGAGUGUCUCGUACCGAUGAGUGAUAGCGAUGACUACAAAGCAUUAAAAAAGGUCAUGGAACGCACGAACGUAACUUUAACGAAAUUAAAGAAAUCUGAGUUUUCAACUGAAGGCCUCACACAAGAUUUGAAUAGAUUACUCAAGUUCAAAGAGAAUCAGCAACAAGACGCCAAUGCAUUCCCCGAGACGAGGAAAGAUGUCGCCAUGAGUAGCUUAGCUGCCGCCAUUAAAUAUUCAGCUUUAUUGACAGAUAGUACUAAUUUUGCCAGAUUCCGCCUAUCAACAAUCCAGGCGGACUGCUUCCUGCACCUGGACGCGGCGGCGCUGGCGGCCCUCAACGUGUUCCCCGAGCUGGGCGACACGACGCACGCGCCCUCCCGCAGUCUGUACGGGCUGCUCGACAGGUGUCGCACGCAGCAGGGGAAACGUCUUCUAGCACAAUGGCUACGACAACCGCUACGCGAUAUAAACCUAAUCAACGAACGUCUCGACAUCGUGGAACUGAUGAUGAACAACUCGCAGCUUCGAUUACAACUGCACGAAGACCACCUGAGACGUAUACCUGACUUACAAGCGCUAGCAAGGAGGCUGACCAGAAAGAAGGCUAACUUACAUGACUGUUAUAAAAUCUAUCAGGCUAUUAACAGGCUACCAGCCUUACUGCGUUGUUUAGGAGAAGCAGACAACGCAACCGUUCACUCAUCAAUCACUGAACCAAUAUCGGAACUCAAUGAAGAUCUUGGAAAAUUUGUACAGAUGAUUGAGACCACUGUAGAUAUGGAAGCUGUUGAUAGAGGCGAUUUCCUCGUGAAACCUUCCUUUGAUGAACAACUUCAGAGCUUAAGUGAACAAUUAGAGGAGCUUCAGUCAACAGCUGAAAAAGAGCUGAAUAAAGCGGCGCGUGAUCUGAACCUGGAUGCCGGCAAAACUAUAAAGUUAGAUUGUAACCCACAGAAUGGAUUCUUUUUCAGGGUCACUAUGAAAGAGGAACAAUCUCUACGUGGAAACAAAAAAUACACCAUCAUAGAUGCCGUAAAAGGAGGUGUGAGAUUCAAAACUAAAGCGUUGGACAAUAUCACCGAAGAUUACACGUCAACGAAAUCCUCCUACGAAAAGGAACAAGACACAGUAGUUGCUGAAAUUGUUGGCAUAGCAGCGGGAUAUUCAGAAUGUCUGUUUAGCUUGUCGCACAUCCUGUCUCGUUUGGACGUGUUGGUAUCGUUCGCGGUGGCUGCCGCCAGCGCUCCCGCGCCCUACGUCCGGCCCGUCAUCACGGAGGACAUCAAUGAACUGGUGUUGAAGGAUCUCAGACAUCCUUGUUUAGAGAUAGCUGAAGGAGUUUCGUAUAUACCCAAUGAUGUUGUUUUUAAAAGAGAGUCGAGCCUGCUGCACAUAGUGACAGGCGCCAACAUGGGCGGCAAGUCCACGUGGAUGCGGUCGUGCGGCGCGGCGUGCGUGCUGGCGCAGGCGGGCGCGCCCGUGGCCGCGGCCGCCGCGCGCCUGCCCGCCCUGCGCGCGCUCGCGGCCCGCCUCGGCGCCGCCGACGCGGAGGCGCGCGGACACAGCACCUUCAUGACCGAGAUGCUCGACACCGCCGCCAUACUGCGGACUGCGACCCCUGAUUCUCUUGUCCUAAUCGAUGAAUUAGGAAGAGGAACCUCAACUUACGAAGGCUGUGGAAUAGCAUGGGCUAUAGCUGAGGAGCUAGCAACUAAGAGUAAAUGUUUCUGCCUAUUCGCGACUCACUACCAAGAGCUAACCCGCCUGGCGAGCGCGCACCCCGGCGUGAUCGUGAACUCUCACGCCGAGGCCUCCGUCGUCAGCGGCCAGCUGCUGCUGCUGCACCGCAUCGCGCCCGGACCCGCCCUGCACUCGCUAGGGCUACACGUUGCCAAGCUAGCUGAUCUACCCGAACAUAUUAUUGAUUACGCUGAAGCUAAACAAGCGCAACUUGAAAUCAAUCUCUUUGAUGUGGAGGCUGCAGUUGAAUCUCAAGAAUCUACAGAAGGGCACAAAUUAAUUGUGGAAUUCCUACGUAAAUGUAAACAAAUACAGGAGGAAACAACAUCGGAUGAAACUAUGAUGAAGAAAAUAGGCGCACUCAAAGAAGAAUUGUUGAAAUCCAACAACAAAUAUGUAGCAUCUCUUAUGGCCUGAUUGUUUUUCAAAUAAAUUGUUCUUUUUUACGUUUA
Molecule: messenger RNA, 3015 nt
Organism: Trichoplusia ni (cabbage looper)
Lineage: Eukaryota; Metazoa; Arthropoda; Insecta; Lepidoptera; Noctuidae
Gene: spel1
Product: DNA mismatch repair protein Msh2
Exons: 16
Coding region: 230-2980 (916 amino acids)
Biological process (GO): mitotic recombination; mismatch repair
Cellular component (GO): nucleus; MutSalpha complex
Molecular function (GO): mismatched DNA binding; ATP-dependent DNA damage sensor activity; ATP binding
Source: RefSeq, a predicted model, not a curated record